Phodopus roborovskii (desert hamster) is the source of this 1533-nucleotide messenger RNA. RefSeq names its product golgi associated olfactory signaling regulator (gene Gfy). NCBI's taxonomy places the organism in Eukaryota, Metazoa, Chordata, Mammalia, Rodentia, Cricetidae. The coding region runs from base 1 to 1497 and encodes 498 amino acids. The record is from RefSeq and is a predicted model, not a curated record. The transcript has 3 exons.
AUGCAGCCCUUCAGUCCCAUCUUCCUCCUCCUCUUCCUCCUCAAUGGUCUGGGUUCCAAGGCAGCUCCCUCAGCCUCUCUGCCUGUGGACUCCCACCCCCAGGGGAUGAUCCAGCCCUCUAGGAUGCCCAUUGGUGCCCUAGAAAAUUCUACUAGAGAUGGGCCUACCCCAGGGUACCCUGCAACGGUUCUGCCUGAGCCCUCCAAGACACUGCCCUCAGCUCUCCAUCACAUCUCCAGGGGAAACCCAAGUGAGACCCCCAGCCCCAGCCUCUCAGAUGCUCCAGAGACCCCAAUGCCUGCCCAGCUCAUGACCUCAGUCACAGAACCCCAGGAGGCUUCACAUGCAGCACUGCCAGAAUCUCCUGAGACCCCCAAACCUGACCUGACUACAACUUCCCAGUCUGGAUCUCCUGACCCCUUCAAAGCUCCGCCCCCAGAACCUCCUGCAGCUAAACACACUGAUCCUGUGCCUACUAUACACCAAGACCUCCCUGAGAUCCCCAAAGGUACUCCCCAAAUCUUUCCAGGCGAAGGGCCUAAAGUACCAAGUCCUGGCCCCACCCAACCCCUCAGCCUCAGGUCCCUAGAGACCAAUGACCUUAGUACCUCCAGAACCUUAAACUCUGCCUCACCACCAACCACCAACCCUGGCCCCACAGAAACACCACAGUCACCCUUUCUCAUCACCCAGAAUUCCAACGCCACUGAUAGCCCCCAAACAGAGUUCCCCACAACCCUCAAACAAAAUGCAACAGAGAUAGCCGUGACCUCUGACCUGGAGGUCACCACUAGUCUCCCCACUCAGCCAACGACACCCUUCAGGGAGGAAGCCACCGUGCCUGGUGAGCCAGGCUUGAGUCCCAGCCCGGGAGCCCCUGCAGCCACCCAAGCUGGCAUCCCUGGCCUGUCCACCUCAGAUCCCCUAGGGACCAAAGAGCUGAACGCACCCCAGAACUCAGGCCCUAAAGGACCAAACAACCCUCCUCCCUCUGCACGGAUUGCAGGCCGUCCUGCUCCUCCACAACACCCCAACCAGGUAGCUCCUGGGGAGCCCCAGGCCCCUCAGAGACACAGCCGAGGAGAGACAGUCAAUACUAUCAUCCUGGUGGAACGAAUAAAGGACACUGGGGUGACUCUGGUCAGCCGCCCGCGAGGCUCCAUCAGCGGAGCCCUGUGCCUGUUCUUGGCGGGGACAGGGAUGCUGAUUGGUGUCUUCCUCCUGCUGUGGUGUCUGUACCGCCGAGCCUCCAGACACAGGUCCUUUGCACACCACAGGCUCCAGGACAGCGGAGAUGAGCCAGUACUGCAUCUGGACACCCCGAAGGACCCCUUGGACCUCUACUUCUAUGCCCCCGAUGCGUGGGUGCCCUCGCACAUCGCCACGCGGCAGCCACCUCCCACGCCUCCACUGCCGCCCAAGCUGCCCCCUCCACCCCGCGGGCCACAGCGCCUGGAGGCCCUGUCGCCCGCCGCGCUGUCCCCCAACUUCGUCUGAUUCCCGCAGCACUGCAGACCUAAUCCAGCUUCCAGG